UCUGCUGCUCCCUGCUGUAACCGUCAAGUGUUGUUGUGUGCCUCUUGGUCUCUUGCCUGCGUGUCUGUGUCUCUCGUGUGUGCGCAUGCUCUUCUCCCCCCUGUCAUUGCGUCUCUGUGGCCUGGCCCUCUCCUUGCUACUUUGUGCCGUGUGCUUCACACCUUCUCUGCUGCACAGAGCUCUCGGCCAAGAGGGGCAGGAGGCAGUGGGGGAGGGAGUGGGGCGGUGGGGGCGGUGGGGUUCAGUGUGGCACUGCACAAGCUCAUGGCGCCGUCACACCCAACCACCCACCACACUUCCAGGCAGGCAGCGGUGGAUGUGCUCGUGUGUGCCAGGGGCGGGGCGGGGCUGCUCAGCAAGAGGAUGGAAGUUUCUGCACAGCUUUGGGCGGCAGGAAUCAAGGCGGAGUAUGUGUGUGUGCGGGCACCCAGCCUGACGGAGCAGUAUGAACAUGCGCAUGAGCACGGCAUCAAGUGGCUCGUGCUGCUCACCGAUGCCGGCCUGCACAUCCACUCUGCCAAGGUGCGUCUCGCUCUCACGCGGGAGGUUGACUCUCCGCCAGCGACCACAACCGCGCCAGGGUCGCCGUGGGCACUUCCUUCGUCGGCGGAAGGGCUGCAGUGGAGCGAGCUCGGCGAGACGUCACGGCGAGAUCACGAGGAGGAAGGGCAGGGCGCGGUGGAACAAACGGGGCCCAGGGAUCCCUGCCACCUGCCCCCUGGAAACCCGCCCCCGCGGGCAGCGGGCGGCCUGGACGCACAAGGGACCCCUCUGGGUCGUGCGGCAGAAGAGCGGCUAGGGGAGCGACGGGAGCGGCUGCAGGCGCAGUUUGAGACGAUGACUCCACAUUCACACGGUGGAGCGCCUUCUCCACGCCGUCCAGCCUCUGGAAAAGACGAUCCAUCGCGGACGGCGCACGACGCACUGCCCCGCCGCGAGCACUUCCACCCCGCCGCCCAGGUCGUCCUUGACCACUGGCAUUUGAGCGAACGGGUGAUGACUGGUGCGACGGAACGCGCCGGCGCUGGCGGCCAGGAGAUCGCGCCGUGCGACGAGGAGAGUAGAGCCGCUGGCGCUUUGACAGCCGCGGCGAAUCGAGCGGACGGGGAACGGAGACGAGAGGCGCGACGAUCAGGGGAACGAGGAUGGGCCGAUUGGCGAACAGGAGACUGGAGACGACGCGUCCGGCGAUCUCGGGACUGGCUGCGCGACGCCACGCGGCGGGGCGAACGAGGCGAGCGGGGCGACCGCGGCGGACGCGGCGACCGAGACUUUCCACGGCGUUCCUCGCGGCGGCCCGCCCUCCCAUCCUCGCGCGUCACCGACGAACGGCGCCGAGGCGAGCGCCCCCGGGGCGCCACGGCCUCCACGUAG
Messenger RNA from Closterium sp. Yama58-4, 1374 nucleotides. The record is from the annotation of a GenBank genome assembly. NCBI's taxonomy places the organism in Eukaryota, Viridiplantae, Streptophyta, Zygnematophyceae, Desmidiales, Closteriaceae.